AUGAUUAUUGCUUAUGCUCAUUUUGGUGAUGUCAUUACUUUCGACACCACAUACAGUACUAAUAAAGAAUAUAGGCCUUUUGGGGUAUUUUCUGGGUUUAAUCAUCACAGAGAGACAGUACUAUUUGGGGCUGCACUCCUUUAUGAUGAGACAGCUGAAUCUUUUAAGUGGUUGUUCCAGACAUUCUUAGAAGCACAUAAACAAAAAAAGCCAAAGACUAUAUUUACAGACCAAGAUCCUGCAAUGGCAAAGGCAUUGGCCGAGGUGCUUCCAGAUACGUUUCAUGGAUUAUGUAGUUGGCAUAUAAUGCAAAAUGGAAUCAAGCAUUUGGGAUACCUGAUGAAGGAUGGCUCAUUUUUUCUUACAGAUUUUGCAGCAUGCAUGUAUGAGCACGAGGAAGAGAAAGAAUUUGAAGAUGCUUGGAAUGCUAUGCUAUGUAAAUAUAAUGUUUGCAGCAAUCCAUGGUUGGAAAAGAUAUAUGAAAUUAAGGAGAAAUGGGCUAAAUGUUACAUGAAAGAGGUAUUUACAAUUGGUAUGCGAAGUACACAGCUUAGUGAAAGCCUGAACAGUGAUUUAAAAGCUUACUUAAAGUCAGACAUGGAUAUCAUGCGUUUUUUUAAACAGUUUGAAAGGGUCGCUAAUGAAAAGCACUAUAAGGAGCUAGAAGCUGAGUAUAAUUCUAGGCAAAAGUUACCGAGAGUGAAGGUACAAAAAUCACCUGUACUACAACAAGCAGCGAAAAUCUACACUCCAUCAAUCUUUGAAAAGUAUUUCCAAGAAGAAUUUGAUUGGUCUUCAGCAGCUAAUAUAAAACAGCGUGAGAAAUCUACUCAUACACAUGAGUAUACGAUUGCCAUUGUAGAUGAAAAAAGAGAGCAUAAGGAGCAUAAGGUGAAAUUUCAAACUUCAGACCAAAGUGUCUUCUGCAGUUGCAUGAAAUUUCAGAGUUUUGGAAUUUUGUGUUGUCAUGCUCUGAAAGUUCUUGAUGUAUGGGAUAUUAAAAGAAUUCCUGAUCAAUAUAUUCUUAAGAGGUGGACUAGGGAGGCAAGAAAUGAGGCUGUUGCAAGCAUGAAUGAAGCCAAAGUAAUGGAAGAUAAGAAAUUGACUAUAGCUGAGCGAUAUAGAAUAGCUUGCCCUAUAUUAGUUGAUAUUGCAUCUCGAGCAUCUGGAGAUGAAAAAGCCUUUGAAUUGGUUGAAGACAUCUUCUUGGAUAACUCAACAACGAGUAUUGAUGAACUGCAUAAUUCUUUGCAAGGUGGGGAUGAGAGGAUGGUUCAAGAAAGUCAAAUUGAAAGCUUACUUCAGAAGGCAAAAGGUUUGAAGAAGAAAAACAAUUGUAAAGGUCGCAAAAAAUGCCCUAAGGCUUGGCAUGAGAAUAUAGGCAAGGGAAAGAAAAAAUCUUCUAGGAAAGAUAAUUCAAUUCAAGAAUCAGAUAAGGGUCAAGAAGUUGAACCAUCGAAAAAGAAAAAUGAGAAAUCAUCUGAUAAAGAUCAAUCAGUACCACAACAAUCUCAGGAUCAAGAAGCUCAACCAUCAAGAAAGAGGAACAAGAAAUUGUCUAGUAAGGAUCAAUCAAUACCUCAACAAUCCCAGUCAUAUGUUACUGUCAAUCCUCUUUCUUUUGACAUAGAAGCUGAUGAACUUAAAGGUGACAUUCUAGAAGAUUAUGAAAUUGGUACCAAGUUCCGUGACAAGAUCAUUCCGCAUGCUACAUCGCUUUUUGUACCCUUGUCUACAUUUUCACAUAAGGAUGACAGUGAUUAUGGUGAUGAUGAUAUCGAUUCUGAUAACGAUAAAUAG
Messenger RNA from Rosa chinensis, 1800 nucleotides. RefSeq names its product protein FAR1-RELATED SEQUENCE 9-like. Gene Ontology annotation, biological process: regulation of DNA-templated transcription. The record is from RefSeq and is a predicted model, not a curated record. The transcript is spliced from 5 exons. Lineage: Eukaryota; Viridiplantae; Streptophyta; Magnoliopsida; Rosales; Rosaceae. Gene Ontology annotation, molecular function: zinc ion binding. Bases 1 to 1800 code for a protein of 599 amino acids.